GCGCUUUGACCACUUGUCUGUCUCUGCUUUGGGCCGCCCACCAGCUGGUACCAACAGCUUCGUCUCCCUUCCUUUUCGUCAUGACUGCACCCACAACUGAUCUCUCUCUCACCGAUACAGAGCCCCCAACAGACUCGGAGACGACACCUGUCGAUGGCCUUGCUGUUUCUCUGCAAGGCCCAAAACUUCAAGAUGAAGACAUGCCAACAGAACAAGAAGACGCUUCUACUCCUCAACCCUCCCAGCGUCCACUGAGAAUCUACACUAGGUCUCAGAUACUCACUUUGCAUAAGUCACCGUUGGUGGCGCCUCCGACGAACAUGCCUGAAUUGAAGGAUUGGUUUGGAGCUGAAAACGAACAGAAUUUGAACAAGAAAGACCAUGACUCUACUCCUCCUAAUAGUGCUCGGGAGCGGCGAUUCCGACGAGAGGUCGAUGAUAACGAAGCGUCCUCGCGGUCCUCUUUUCGAUCUACUCUAUCCCAGCCUUCACAAAUGGGCAAUUUCAAGCACCAAUCUUUGCGCGACAGAGAUGGUGAUAAAGACAGGGACCUCAGAGACAAAGAGGGGCAGGAGAGACUACGAAACCUUUCCGAUAAAUUCGACCGCGACCGUUUAGCGCUUCCUUUGUCUAAUAUAAGGGGCAAGGACAAGGAAGCUGUGUCUCAUCUAGGGCCUGGAUCGAGCCGAACACCUGGGCAACCUCAGCUUUCCAGUGUCGCUGCGCGACGGAGCGAAGCCAGAGAAAACGGCAAAAAGAAGGCGGGCGAGACUAACGAGGAUUGGAGACGAGGCGGUGAGCCUCGGCGGCUGGGAAGGGAUGAACGCUCAGAUACUCGAGGAGACCGUGAUGAACGGGACCGUCCCCGUUCUCGUGUUCGGGAUAGUUCCAGGUCAAGGCGGGACCCAUCUACGUCCAAGCGAGACCGUGAAGAUAGAGACCGUCGGGACCGUGACCGCGAAGACCAUCGUAGGGACGGCGAUCGAGACGACUACCGUCGCGGAAGGGACCGUGACACGGAUAGAGACAGCGAUGACCCUCGACGCUGGCGAGACGACGGUAGGAGAGAUGAGCGUAUGGCAAUGCGGCGAGAGCGAGACAGGGACCGUGAACGUGAUCGGCGCGAUAAGCCUGGUCAUGACCAAGCGUGGGACUCCUCAAAUGACCGUCGUUGGAUGCCCGGAGAUGACCGUUCGAAGAAAACUACCGGUAGGGACAGGAAAACUGGCAUCGAGGAUGGCAAAGACCGAGACGACCGACGUGGCGAGCGCGAAAAGGAGAAGGAACCUGCGUGGAUGGAUACAUAUAUCCCUGCUUCAUCAAGCACAGGAAUAUUAGGCGGCAAAAGUGCUGAUGGAGAACUGGACGGCAUUCAGGCUUGGAAGAAGGGUAUGAAGGAAAAGGAACAACGGGAGAGCAAGGCUGAGAAGCCGUCAGAAGAUCUUAAGGAUGCCACCGACCAGACUUCUCCACCUGAAAAACAAUUGGAUGAGAUUCAGAUCUUCAAGAUGCUGAUGAAACGAGAGCAAGAGCAGAAGAAAUCGGACCAGUCCAGUGACGACUCUCCUGAACUUCAAAGUCAAGACAAAGGAGCAGCAGAAGCUCCUAGCUCCGAAUCUCCGACUGGUGUGACGACAGGUCGGGGUGCCGGAGAUGCUAACGCUCCUCCUUCUCUAAAUACUGCUUCAACCAUACAAGCAACUCCCAAUGUGACUGUUGACCCUUCAGUCUCAGUGUUGUCGAUGUUUGUCUCUGGGGAACAGUCCAAGCAGACAAGUACUCUUCCUGACCGAGAGAGACCCAAAACUCCUACUUCUUCGAGACUUUUCCCCCGACCGAUCAAUCAAGAUGGAACUCAAGCAGACCGCUCUUCCGUUGACCCUCUGCAGCCUCAGCCCACUACUGUUUUCAAUCCUCCUCAGGGUUCUCGCCUUCUAGCCUUUGGCUCUCGGGCACCUGCAAAGCCACAAACGUCUACAUCUCUACUCGCGAACGGCGCCGGGACGCUGCAAUCCCAAACAAAAUCUUCUUUGGUGCAACUCAAUCUUCCUCCGAAUGUUUUGCCGCUGGAAAGCUCAAAACUAGAAUCUCAUCGUAUGCCAAAUACCUUUUCACCCUUCGAGGAACAUGACCAUAGUCUAUCAUCGAGCGCAGCAGAAUCCGCACGUCGCGAGCGCCAGUCAAUGUCGUCAGAAUCUGGUCCUUGGGGUGAUCUUAGUGCCGAAGGUUCUGCCCUAGGGCAGGCGUCUGGGAAGGGCAGCCGAUUUGCGAAGUUCUUCGAUGGUAAAACACGGGAAGGGUUUGCGUACGCCCCCAAAGCACAAACUCCCGUUGGCUUCAUGUCUUCCUCGCCAACGCCUGGUCAGCGGCCCGAGGGUGGAUAUAGUGGGAAUCCUGACCUUCGAAAUAUGGAUGACAUCUAUGCUAUGUUGAACAAUUCAUCACAGGCUCAGCGGUCCAAUAACAUGAAUCCGCCAAAUUCUGCCCCUACGAUCGGUGGCAUCCCUUUCGGACAGCAUGCGCAGGCCCAAUUACACUUGCUUCAGCAACAGCAAAUGCAAUCACAAUCACAUCAUUUGCAGAAUAGUCGCCUGGAACCAUUAUAUGAGAGCCGUCUCGAUAACCGUAACUUUAUGCCAGAUGGACUAGUACCUGGAUUGCGAUCCGCCCCUCCACCGCGGAAUCGUGAAAACGGCGGGAUGUUUUCAGAUCCCUUGGAUGAGGCUAUUCAUCUGAAUGCCCAACGCAUUCCUCCUAUGCCGCAGCGUGGAAUUGAUCAUCUUUACUCUGGCCCAGUCCCUUAUUCCCAGCAGGCCGGGCGGCAUGCGGCGCUACCCUUACAACAGUACCGUGGUGGACCCUCGCCUAUUUCCAGCCAGAACCCGUUAGCAUCUCAACAUCAGCGUAUACCUCCAGGUUUAGCAAAUCUUGGAGGACGUCCGCCCCAUGAACCUAACCAGUUUGUUGGUGUACCAAGCAUCCACGGUGGACCCGUGAAUGGGCCUCAACCUUUCACGACCUUUGGCCCUGGGGGAAACCUGGGAUACGUAGGCCCCCCUCGGGCCCCUCAACAAUUACAAAGUACUGUUUCACAGCAUCCACUCGGAGGUCUGGGGCAUCCAAAUGGACUGGAUUUACGGAACGCCAAUCAAUCCCAACUUUUGAAUAUGGGAACGCUUGGCGGUAGUGUCCGAGGCAUGGGCGCCAACGUAUAUCCUGGACAGAACCAUAGUGCACAGGCCUCGCUUCAUGCUAUGCGCCAGCCGCAGCAACAGCUCCCUCCUCAUCUCGCCCCUCAUAUGCUGCCCCAUCUUCAACAACAGGUACCACCAAACGCUCAAUCGGCUGAUCUCAUGGCACUUCUGUUAGGCGGUCAACGCAGAGAGUAGAACAAGACCCAAACCUGACUUGACGAAUCUCCUGUUGCAUUACAGUUUCACUUUG
Guyanagaster necrorhizus is the source of this 3444-nucleotide messenger RNA. RefSeq lists its product as uncharacterized. The record is from RefSeq and is a predicted model, not a curated record. The coding region runs from base 81 to 3389 and encodes 1102 amino acids. Lineage: Eukaryota; Fungi; Basidiomycota; Agaricomycetes; Agaricales; Physalacriaceae. The transcript is spliced from 9 exons.